This is a messenger RNA of Penicillium longicatenatum, 1023 nucleotides long. Its product is annotated as NAD(P)-dependent alcohol dehydrogenase. The transcript has a single exon. Gene Ontology annotation, molecular function: oxidoreductase activity. The record is from RefSeq and is a predicted model, not a curated record. Gene Ontology annotation, cellular component: mitochondrion. Lineage: Eukaryota; Fungi; Ascomycota; Eurotiomycetes; Eurotiales; Aspergillaceae. Bases 1 to 1023 code for a protein of 340 amino acids.
AUGACCGCCUCAGCACCCACAAUGAAAGCAUGGCUAUACAGCCGCACAAGUGGCGGUCUAGAAAAGAACAUGCACCUGGACCCAUCAGCACGCACGCCCCCGCCCCCAAAACCCAACGAAGUCCUCGUCCAAGUCCUCGUCGCAUCCCUAAACCCAGCAGACUAUAAGGUCCCCGAGAUGUUUUUCGGCCUAGCCGCAAAGCUUGUAAUCGGCACACCAGCGUCACCAGGCAUGGACUUCUGUGGACGGGUAAUCGCCACAGGAUCAUCCGUAACGCGCUUCAUAGCCGGCCAGCUCGUCUUCGGGUGUUUGAGUCGCCCGGUGAAGUUCGGGUCGCUGGCAGAGUGUUUGUCCGUUUCUGCGGAUUUGAUUGCGGCAGUUCCAGAAAGUGUCUCGGCCGAGCAGGCUGCUGGGAUCGGGAUUGCGGGACAGACGGCGUUGCAGUCGUUAGAUGGGUACGUGAAGGCUGGUGACAAGGUAUUCGUUAAUGGAGGUUCGGGUGGUUGUGGCCUGUUCGCAAUUCAGAUCGCGAAGGGGAUGGGCUGCCAUGUUACUGCUACCUGUUCGACGAGGAACAUUGAGCUCUGUCGUGGGCUAGGUGCUGAUGAGGUUAUUGAUUAUACUGCUGAGAAGAAUUUGAGUGCGACGCUCCGGGAACGAGGUGCGGUCUUUGAUCAUAUUUUGGAUCAUAUUGGUUUGCCUUAUGAUCUUUACUUCCAGUGUCAUCACUUUUUGCGGCCUGGAGGAGCCUUUUUGCAGGUUGGUGGUAAUAAUAUCAUGGAUACUCAUGUGGCGAGAGUUGGGUGGCCAUCUUUCCUUGGUGGUGGGAGGAGAAAGUACAAGAUUUUCUUUUUUGCUAAUACGCAGGCGCAUGUUGUUGCUAUUGGAGAGAUGUUGAAGAAAGGGACUUUGAAGGUGCAAGUGGAUAGUGAGUAUGAGUUUGAGGAUGCUGUGAAGGCAUUUGAGAAGUUGCGUUCAGGAAGAGCUAGGGGCAAGGUCUUGGUGCAUGUGUCUAAGCAAUGA